Messenger RNA from Mesorhabditis belari, 747 nucleotides. NCBI's taxonomy places the organism in Eukaryota, Metazoa, Nematoda, Chromadorea, Rhabditida, Rhabditidae. The record is from the annotation of a GenBank genome assembly.
AUGAUCCCGCGGCUGAUUCGGCAUUUCCUUGAGCAACUCGACUUCAUUUCACCGACUACCUUCGGUGUAUUGACUCUGCUUAAUGAUAUUGGCACCGCUUGUUCCCUUCAACUCACCAUGUGCUAUGCGAUCGAGCGGCUAGUGGCGAUGAGGAAUUGGGAACACUAUCAUCAACGAUUUACCACAAAUCGAUUAACAAAGAUGUUAAUGGCUAUAAUGAUGAGCUUGACGAGCAUCGAGGUACUGGGCUACCACGUGAACAUCCUCUCAUCACAACUUGUUUUUGGCGCUGUGUAUGUCAACUAUUCCCUGGCUAGCUUGUUUUUCAUUGAACUUCACCGAAUCUGCAGACGAGUUUACAUACGGGUUUAUGAGCUAAAGAAUUGUACGGUGGAGGAAAGAUACCGAACCGUGAUGAACAUUCGAGCAUCUCGACUCUUGCUUUUCCUAGCUCCAUACAAAUGUUUGACGAGUGUGGUUUUGUAUAUCAAUUACUGCUUUUGGGUUGAUGGAGAGAAACCGCAGACGGCCAUUUAUAAUUGCUAUUUUGUUUGGUAUGCCGUGCAGAUUCAGAUUUUCUUUCAAAUGUUCCUCACCGUCUUCGCGGAGAAAUCUCUUCGCCGAGCGUUUCUCUCAUAUUUCCACUCGCCAUCAAAGGCUAUUGUCAGUUCGCUCGGCACCAAUAUGUCAUUCAGCAAAGAGGAAGAAGCCAAGAUUUAUUUCGAUUACAUUAAAAGGUCAUGGAAA